Messenger RNA from Stylonychia lemnae, 690 nucleotides. The record is from the annotation of a GenBank genome assembly. NCBI's taxonomy places the organism in Eukaryota, Ciliophora, Spirotrichea, Sporadotrichida, Oxytrichidae.
AUGAUUAAAUUUUUCAAGAGAACAAUGGUAUUGAUGAACUAGACUAAUAUGCAGUCCUUACUUUAUUUUGUCAAAGAUAGUACCAAGCACUUUGACUCUUCACAUAACCAUGAACAUGCAGAACUUGUUUACUCAAAUACUAUGAAAAUAAUGGAUUCACUCUACAAGUCAAGGGAUGAAUAUGACGAGGAGUUAAUCACAUAUGCAUCUCUCCUGCACGAUGUCAGAGAUCACAAAUACCCAGAGUCAAUUACCGAAGAAGAAAUGCAUAAAUUCUUGAUAGAUUAAGUAGGAGAGGACAAAACAAAGCAAGUUCUUUAAAUCAUUGAAAACGUCUCAUGGUCUAAAGAGGAUAAGUUAAGAAAGUCUCAAGGAUUAAAUUUUAACCCAGACUUCCCUCAAGAACUACAAACCUAUUUAACAGCACUAAGAGAUGCAGAUAGACUUGAGGCUAUUGGAUAAAUCGGUAUUGAGAGAUGUGUUCAGUUUAAUAUAAGUCAUGGCUAUAAAUACCCUGAAGAUGUUAUUCAGCAUUGUCAUGACAAGCUUUUGAGAAUCUACACUGAAAAGUUUAUCGAAACUGAAAUGGGAAGAAAGCUAGCAGAGCCAUUGCAUCAAGAAAUUGUUGACUUUGUAAAGAUGUGUGAAUCAGGAAAUGUUCCUGAUGCUUCAGUUUAUCUCAAAAACUGA